AUGUUAUUACACUUAAUAUCACUCCUUUCAAUAUUGUCAUGGGCUCUGGCUGCUGGUCUACUUAAAAGAAAUGCUAACUUAUGGGCAGUUGCUGCAAGCGUUCCUCGAAACCUACUUGGAUAUUACACUUUCGAUGGAACAACUUACUUAGCAGUAGUAGGAAAUUACAAAGACAAAUUCAAUAUUGAUUCCGACACAGGCGCUCUUUACGGUAACGAUGGUAGAUUUGCUGUUUUUCUGGAACCCUAUUUCUUAACUUUUGCUGAUACUCCUGGUGAAACACAAUUUCAACUAAACCAAUCGGAAGAUACUAUCGAGUUUACUAAUACAGAAAGAGAUUUAUUUGUAUGUAGUAUAAGUUCCACGGGAACACCCGUAAUUACUAACGUUAAUACCGGUGGAUGUGUACUUGUCAAAUUGGUCGCAGUUAUCCCCGACCUUAUUGGUUUUCUCAGGAAUAACACUAAACUAUAUGCAAAAGGUGCAGACAUCGAUGUGCAACUUGGAUAUUACACUUUCAAUGGUACCACAUACUUAGCAGCAACCGAAAAUUCCCAAGAAACAUUCAAUAUAGAUUCAGAUACUUACGGUCUAUACGGUAACGAUGAAAAAUUCUUGGUUCUACUGGACAGCAAUUACUUCACUUUGGUUGAUUCUCCUGGCACCUUAAGAUUUGACCCAUGGUACGUAGGAGGUGUUGUUGAAAUCAGAUAUACAGCAACUGCCCUCUUUUUAUGCGAGUCAACUACCUUAGGAGCAACUGUACUUGUUUCCAAUUCUACCGGUUCUGAUAUAUGCAAACCAGUUCAAUUGUAUGCCAUAGAACCAACUAAUCCUACUGAUCCAACUGAUCCUACCGAUCCAACUGAUCCUACCGAUCCAACUGAUCCUACCGAUCCAACUGACCCUACUGAUCCAACUGACCCUACUGAUCCUACUGAUCCUACCGAUCCUACCGAUCCUACCGAUCCUACUGAUCCUACCGAUCCUACUGAUCCUACCGAUCCAACUGAUCCUACUGAUCCUACUGAUCCUACCGAUCCUACUGAUCCUACUGAUCCAACUGAUCCUACUGAUCCUACUGAUCCUACUGAUCCUACUGAUCCUACUGAUCCUACUGAUCCAACUGAUCCUACUGAUCCUACCGAUCCUACUGAUCCUACCGAUCCUACUGAUCCUACUGAUCCUACUGAUCCUACUGAAGAACCUACCGAACCAACUGAACCAACUGAACCAACGGAACCGACUGAUGAACCUACCGAAACCAGCGAACCUGUUGAAGAUAUUGAAAUUCCUGAGGGAGUGGAGCCUGCUCCGCUUGUCGCUGUUAGUGAAAAUGGUAUCAGAAUAUCAUUAAGAACUCUUGAAGUUUUAGAAAACGCAAAUGAUAGUGCUUCUGGCAUUCUGAAACGUGAAGACAGUAUAGCAGUUCCAGAAGUUACUUAUUUGGUGGUUGGAACUGAUGAUGAUUCUGCAUUUUACAUCCUAGAUGGCAAGCUUUACAAUAUAGAAGGUCUUGUGGCCGGUAAUGAACACUCGACAUUUAUUACCUUUGCAUCCGAGGGAGGAUUGACAGGAUUCGAUAUCUCUGAAGAUGGCGAUUUAUAUUUCAGAGGAGAUGACACAUUCUAUUAUUGCUACUUGGUUAGGGGAAAUACUACUUUCACGGCAAUUUCUCUUGAAGAUAUAGGAUCUUGUAAUGACACUUCACUUAUAUUAGAAGAUAUUAGUGCUGAGGAAGAGGAAGUCUCUACGUGGAUCACUACUGUUUUUCUCCUCACUGAAACUAGUACUAUAACCGAAUGUCCAGAGUCAGUGACCAAUUGUCCAGACUUCUCCACAAUCGUCCAUACUAUUACUACAACAUACUGUCCGGACACAGAACCUGGUCCAUAUACAAUCACUUUAUAUGCAGCAGUAGAAACCGGAGACGAAAGCGAAAGUGAAAUUCGUACAUUUAUAACUACAAUAUGUGAUACGGUAUGCGAGACAGCACUUUCUUCUUCUGUCCAACCAGGUUCCAUGGCAACAGAGAUCCCUAUUUUUAAUAGUGCUGGCACUUUAACUAGUUGGUUUGGGUUAUCUAUUGCGGCUUGUCUUAUAUUGUUACUUUGA
This is a messenger RNA of Scheffersomyces amazonensis, 2115 nucleotides long. RefSeq lists its product as uncharacterized. The record is from RefSeq and is a predicted model, not a curated record. Lineage: Eukaryota; Fungi; Ascomycota; Pichiomycetes; Serinales; Debaryomycetaceae. The transcript has a single exon. Bases 1 to 2115 code for a protein of 704 amino acids.